Sinocyclocheilus grahami is the source of this 1675-nucleotide messenger RNA. Its product is annotated as RING finger protein 165-like. Bases 85 to 1083 code for a protein of 332 amino acids. The record is from RefSeq and is a predicted model, not a curated record. NCBI's taxonomy places the organism in Eukaryota, Metazoa, Chordata, Actinopteri, Cypriniformes, Cyprinidae. Gene Ontology annotation, cellular component: nucleus. Gene Ontology annotation, molecular function: ubiquitin protein ligase activity; zinc ion binding. The transcript has 7 exons.
UCCUGAAUCAGGCUAAAUACGUGAAACUUUCACAUUUUAAAAAGCUGCAUACUAGGAUUGGCAUCUGGUUAUUAUCUUAAAUAAAUGUUUAUUUUGCAUAUUGAGCACAGCAUUCUGGACCAUAGCCUUUGUCUCUGUUUGGAUGGAUUGUGUGGUCUCUCUCUCUCUCUCUCUCUCUCUCCUCUGUGUGACUGCUUGUCCCAUACAGGAGCACAUUUUAGCAGGCACCAGCAUAGUCAUGCUACCUCCUGCCGGCAUUUUCACCUGGCUGCUACGGCAACACCGCUGCCUGCUGAGUUCCCGCCCCCUCCCCUCGCCCCGCCUCAGUACCAGGAAGUCCCGCCCCCUUUCCUACCUCAGGCCUUACAGCAGCAAUACCUCAUCCAGCAACAGCUACUGCAGCGCAGACGCACACAAGAGCGAGUCCCACUGAACACUCAUCGGUUACGCCCAGGAUAUGAAUAUGCUCCGCCCCUCCACGCCCCUCAGCCAAUCCCACAGCAGCCCAGAUACCUGGCGGAAGGCACUGACUGGGAUCUGAGUGUGGACGCAGGUGUGCCGCAUCAGUAUCCUCUGCAGCAGAUCCCUCAACCCUACCAGCAUUACCUGGCCUCUCCCAGAAUGCACCACCUCCCCAGAAACACCUCCUCCACCCAAGUGGUUGUCCAUGAGAUAAGGAAUUAUCCGUAUCCACAGCUCCACCUGUUGGCGCUGCAGAGCUUUGGUCCCAGCAGACACUCGUCUGCUGUUCGGGAGAGUUAUGAGGAGCUGCUGCAGUUGGAGGAUCGAUUGGGAAGCGUCAGCCGAGGGGCCAUACAGACCACCAUAGAGAGAUUCACUUUCCCGCACAAAUACAAGAAGCGGAAGCCGCUGGAUCUGAAGUUAUGUGUGAGUGAGGAAGAGUUGGAUGUGGAUGAGAAAUGCACCAUCUGCCUCUCCCUGCUGGAGGAUGGAGAAGAUGUCAGGCGGUUACCCUGUAUGCAUUUGUUCCAUCAGGUGUGUGUGGAUCAGUGGUUGGUCACCAGUAGGAAGUGUCCCAUCUGCAGAGUGGACAUUCAAACACAGCUCACCCCUGGGAGCUGAAAAAACACGCAUUAACAAAUAACUUAAACACACACAUGCUCUCUUUCGCUCUUAUACAUCCACAGACAAUUCCAUCCACACACACACACACACACUGUAUAUUACCUAUACACGUGUAUGAUGAGCCAUCCAACACACACUAAACUCACACGCUUUACUGAGCCAAUGACAAUAACUGACACUACACACAUACACGUGCUGGUAGAAACUAAAGGGUCUGUCGCGAGGAGUGAUUCUGUCUGUAGGGAAAUGGUGUGUGUUCGUAGCAUAUGUGUGUGUAUUUGUGCAAUUCCUUAAGCCAUGAACUUUACUAAAGACCCUCAGCUUGCAUACAAUACACACACACACUUACACACUACUUAUAAUAUAUACACAAUGGCGGAUAAGACACUGUCAAAUCUAGCUGCUGGAGUGUGUGUGUGUGUCCACUGUAUUUCUGAUCUGCAAUACUGCUUUAGUCUUACACACUGGAGCUACUUCGGCUUGCGUUUGUGCGCUUGUUCACCCUUUUGGUGCGUGUGUAUCGUAUGUGUGCUAAUAUUUUCAUGGGUUAGCGGUGCAUGUAGAGAAGCCAAAAAAGAACACGCAACAA